Molecule: messenger RNA, 3362 nt
Organism: Myotis lucifugus (little brown bat)
Lineage: Eukaryota; Metazoa; Chordata; Mammalia; Chiroptera; Vespertilionidae
Gene: MGAT5
Product: mannosyl (alpha-1,6-)-glycoprotein beta-1,6-N-acetyl-glucosaminyltransferase
Exons: 16
Coding region: 131-2356 (741 amino acids)
Biological process (GO): protein N-linked glycosylation
Cellular component (GO): Golgi apparatus
Molecular function (GO): alpha-1,6-mannosylglycoprotein 6-beta-N-acetylglucosaminyltransferase activity
Source: RefSeq, a predicted model, not a curated record
CAGCAGGAUGGAAGAGAGGAGAGGAAAUCGGCAGACGCAGGAGCCGGAGUGAGACGGCCGAGCCCACCAUGAGCCCGGGCCUCCCUUCUGCGCUUUAAGAGCCAGCGGCAGGUGAAGUCGCCAGAGAGCAAUGGCUCUCUUCACUCCAUGGAAGUUGUCCUCGCAGAAGCUGGGCUUUUUCCUCGUGACUUUUGGUUUUAUUUGGGGCAUGAUGCUCCUGCAUUUUACCAUCCAGCAGCGGACUCAGCCCGAGAGCAGCUCCAUGCUGCGUGAGCAGAUCCUGGACCUCAGCAAGAGGUACAUCAAAGCGCUGGCGGAGGAAAACAAGAAUGUGGUGGACGGGCCGUAUGCUGGGGUCAUGACCGCUUACGAUCUGAAGAAAACUCUCGCCGUGUUGUUGGAUAAUAUUUUGCAGCGCAUUGGCAAGUUAGAGUCGAAGGUGGACACCCUUGUCAUCAAUGGCACAGGCACAAAUUCAACCAACUCCACCACAGCUGUUCCCAGCUUGGUAGCACUUGAGAAAAUUAAUGUGGCAGAUAUCAUUAAUGGAGCUCAAGAAAAAUGUGUAUUGCCUCCUAUGGAUGGCUACCCCCACUGUGAGGGGAAAAUCAAGUGGAUGAAAGAUAUGUGGCGCUCGGAUCCCUGCUACGCAGACUACGGAGUGGAUGGGUCCACCUGCUCCUUUUUUAUUUACCUCAGUGAGGUUGAAAAUUGGUGUCCUCAUUUACCUUGGAGAGCGAAAAAUCCCUACGAGGAAGCUGAUCAUAAUUCAUUAGCGGAAAUUCGUACGGAUUUUAAUAUUCUCUACAGCAUGAUGAAGAAGCAUGAAGAGUUCCGGUGGAUGAGGCUGCGCAUCCGGCGCAUGGCUGAUGCGUGGAUCCAAGCGAUCAAGUCCCUAGCAGAAAAGCAGAAUCUUGAAAAGAGAAAGAGGAAGAAAGUCCUGGUCCACCUGGGCCUCCUGACGAAGGAGUCUGGGUUCAAGAUUGCGGAGACAGCAUUCAGCGGCGGCCCUCUUGGUGAAUUAGUGCAGUGGAGUGAUUUAAUUACAUCGCUGUACUUACUGGGCCAUGACAUUAGGAUUUCAGCUUCGCUGGCUGAGCUCAAGGAAAUAAUGAAGAAGGUUGUAGGAAACCGAUCUGGCUGCCCCACCGUAGGAGACAGAAUCGUUGAGCUCAUUUAUAUUGAUAUUGUGGGACUUGCUCAAUUCAAGAAAACUCUCGGACCAUCCUGGGUUCAUUACCAGUGCAUGCUGCGCGUCCUGGACUCUUUCGGCACCGAGCCGGAGUUUAACCAUGCCAGCUAUGCCCAGUCCAAAGGCCACAAGACCCCCUGGGGAAAGUGGAAUCUGAACCCGCAGCAGUUUUACACCAUGUUCCCUCACACCCCAGACAACAGCUUCCUGGGCUUCGUGGUGGAGCAGCACCUGAACUCCAGCGACGUCCACCACAUCAACGAGAUCAAGAGGCAGAACCAGUCCCUCGUGUACGGCAAGGUGGACAACUUCUGGAAGAAUAAGAAGAUCUACCUGGACAUUAUUCACACAUACAUGGAAGUGCAUGCUACCGUUUAUGGCUCCAGCACGAAGAAUAUUCCCAGUUACGUGAAAAACCACGGUAUCCUCAGUGGGCGGGACCUGCAGUUUCUUCUCCGAGAAACCAAGUUGUUUGUGGGCCUCGGGUUCCCCUAUGAGGGCCCAGCUCCCCUGGAGGCCAUCGCAAAUGGAUGUGCUUUUCUGAAUCCCAAGUUCAACCCACCCAAAAGCAGCAAAAACACAGACUUUUUCAUUGGCAAGCCAACUCUGAGAGAGCUGACAUCUCAGCAUCCAUAUGCUGAGGUUUUCAUCGGCCGGCCCCACGUCUGGACUGUUGACCUCGACAAUCAGAAGGAAGUGGAGGAUGCAGUGAAAGCAAUUCUAAGUCAGAAGAUCGAGCCAUACAUGCCGUAUGAGUUCACGUGUGAGGGGGUGCUGCAGAGAAUCAACGCCUUCAUUGAGAAGCAGGACUUCUGCCACGGGCAGGUGAUGUGGCCGCCCCUCAGUGCCCUGCAGGUGAAGCUCGCUGAGCCCGGGCAGUCCUGCAAGCAGGUAUGCCAGGAGAACCAGCUCAUCUGUGAGCCAUCUUUCUUCCAGCACCUGAACAAGGACAAGGACCUGCUGAAGUACGAGGUGAUCUGCCAAAGCUCAGAGCUGGCCAAGGACAUCCUGGUGCCCUCCUUUGACCCCAAGAACAAGCACUGUGUGUUUCAAGGUGACCUCCUGCUGUUCAGCUGUGCAGGCGCCCACCCCAGGCACCGGAGGAUCUGCCCCUGCCGGGACUUCAUCAAGGGCCAGGUGGCUCUCUGCAAAGACUGUCUCUAGCGGCCACCAGCUGGCCCUGCACACACUGUGCUGGGAAGACAGCGGCUCCAGCCCCGUCCUGGCAGAGCCAGGGGGCAGGUGUCAUUCAGGGACUCUCGCCAGAGCCUGAACUUUUUGGUGGAAGGUUUCGAUGUGGUAUCACUCCUGCUGUGGUCAGCGCAUCACAGCGGCAUUUUCACCAAAACCAAAGGCGGGCAGGCGUCAGGCCGGGAGCCUGGCUGCUCUUCCUGGCACAACUUUAUUUUUUGAGGAGCAACUGCAGGGAGAAUCCCUCAAUGCACUUGCUCCAGGGUAGAGCGCGAAUCUCAAGAUUCAUUUAAAACAAAACAAAACCAGAGGGGGAACUGAGCUGGUUGGCAAGAACUUUGUAUGGGAACAUUCCUAAAUCCAUUAACUUAUUUAUUUGGGAGGGGGAGGGUGCCAGGGGAGGGCAAACAGGAACUGAUCACAGGUCUUGUUUCUUUGAUUUCCCACUGUUUACCGUCCACCUUCACUGUAAUAGUUUUCUGUCCCCUUCAGGCGGGUGCAGGAGGGAGAGGCGGGGUGCACUGUGGGGACCUCGCUCCUCAAAGCAGAUGGUGACAGAAGAGAAGAAAAUCUUGUGUGUGUGCUUGGUGGCAGCUACAGAACAGGCACCCCCAGAUGUGGGGGGACAACCCAGCCAGGGAACGAAGUACAUGAUUGGGAAAUUGACAUCUGGGGGUUGGUGGUAAAUCUCGAAAGGCAGGACCAGGACCGAAAGAGCUACUACCCUUGGACUUAGUCAUGAUGUUUACCCCUUACAAGCGUUGUCUUUGAGGUGGGAGUGGAUGAGUGAACUGGCCCCUGUGGCCUGGUGUCACCACUGGAGCUGGGAUCCAAACCUUGGGCUUGCAUUACAUUCCUUUGAAUGCCUGGAACCUCCAUAGCCCAGGGAAUGGGGCUCUGGGCGAACUUGAUGUUUGUUGGCGGGGGGAGCAGGGGCAGGGCAGAGUGAAAAUGAGUUGCUGUACUAGCCGAUCACCUG